Molecule: messenger RNA, 6624 nt
Organism: Psylliodes chrysocephalus
Lineage: Eukaryota; Metazoa; Arthropoda; Insecta; Coleoptera; Chrysomelidae
Source: the annotation of a GenBank genome assembly
CAUAAUCUUAAAGCGUUCGUUUUACGAUUGUCGAUAUACAGUGCGUUCUGCAGUCGACUAUUGCGGUCAUGGUGAUAAUAAUAAGCGUCUAACUGUGUGAAAAUAAUUGUUUAAAGUGCAUUUUGUUGGAUUUGUUGGAAGUUUUUUUAUAUGUAAAUUAACAAUUAUUAGUAUCUACACACAAAGGCAAACUUGGAACUUUGAACAGGACAAAAUGGAAGUGUUAAAGAUCUAAUUAAUUCCAGAAGCAGUGCAUGAAAAGAAUGCUGCGUAUAUGUUUAUAAAAAAUUAAAAGGAUGGCCCAAUUCAACAGAUGGACGCUUUUAAAACUAGUAGAAGUAGCGUUAGUUCUAGUUUGCGUCGUUUUCAAACGAGUAACCGAUGAUGAAUCGUCCAGAGUGUUCUUAUACCUCCAAAAAUUAUCCAGAGAGUGGCAUUUACUAAACAACAUAACAUGGAGUAGGGUAGGAGCUGCUCUAGCAGAUACUACUUACGGAGGAUAUCUCAUUAUCACUGCCGCCUUAUUUUUAUCUCAUAUUUUCGGGGAAAUACCAACUACGACGAGAAUCUUUGAGUACAUUGUACUUGGUAUCGGGACUAUUUUAUUCAUUGUUUUAGGUAGUUUAUCAUUUGCUGCAUUAGAUUCAGUUCCUCCAAGUCUAGUAGACAAUGCAGCCAUAGUAGGAACAGUUUCCCUAGUAGUAGCAGCGCUUUUUCUUUUAGACAUGGGAGGACCAAAAAGAAGAAAACCUAAACAAGCCACAUCUCAACAAAAGAAAACCCCACCUGACUCCAAAACUAUCACGAAACAAGUAUACGAGGUAGAAAAGAAAAAAUCAGAUAGGAAAGCUUCAGCGCCAGAAGAAAUGGAAUACGUUCCCAAGAAAACUGAGAAAGUGGCCUCCAAAACUGAUAGGAAUGGAAGGAACGGGGCAACUGUAAUGGAGAUGCAAACGUCACAUGUAAAUAAUGGCUAUCAAAGAAUGAGAGAUCAGACAGACGAUUCUUUUAGAAGAUUUGGAAUAUACGGUCAUGACGUAACAGACGAAGGAAGCACAGAAGCGGAUGACGUUGAACUGCCUCCUCAAAUGGAACCCCAUUCUCCUAUAUGGAGUAAUAUCAGGAAAGGCCAGUAUGGAAAAUCUGAUCUAGUAAAUCCAAAACUAAUUUUAAAAAGAAGUGACCACUUACCAGAAGAAUUGAGACCACCAAGUACUCCUGGUGAUCCAGGUUAUGUUCAGUACACUGCCCAACACUGGGGCGAGCCCGGUUCCAAAACCCCUAGACAUAGUCCGACGCAGGUUUAGGAAGCCAGUGAAAAAAUAAAUGCAAAUUGAAGUUAAUGAAGAUGUUUUUUUAAAUAACUACAAAAGACGGGAUAAUACAAAGUUCGUAACAUAAAGUAUUUGUAUUCCUGGCAAUUGAUUUAAAAAACGUACGGUAGCGACCGGUAGAAUUUCAGCGUACCGUGACUGUUCUACCGCAACGUGUUGCCAUAUUCUACACAAAUGUACAUUACAGUGGGUAAUCCUCGUUAUUCUAGAGUGUAAAAAUAUAAUCUGAAGCUACUAAAUAUAUAAAAAUAACAAAAUAAUAUGGAACAUCGAAAAGUCGAAUACUUUUCGAGUCAAGAAGAUGGAAAGGCCUAUAAAUUCAUACAGGUUAAUCGUCAAGGUAUCCGAAAAGGUUUUUAUGAUAUGAAAGAAUAAUGAUUCAUUAGUUUUAGGUUUGUUGAAUAUUUUUUAUUUUUUAAAUUAAAUACAAACUGCAGAACUUUAUUUGCUGCCCUCCCACGCGCGCCAUCUUCAAACGACCUCUGACAUUUAUGAUCACACGCCUAAUGAGUUCUUGCGAAAUUGCUCGAAUUUCGUUGCGAAUUUUUCGCCUAAAUUCAAUUCAAAUUUGCAGGAAUUUGGACCCAUUAAUUUUUAUGAGGAUUUUCUAAAUCAAAAGUCUACGUCCAAAUUCCACAAAAACUCAGUAGGUACGUGAUCAACAAUAUCAGAGGCUGUUUGAAGGAGACACUAUAACUUAUACACAUAAAAAUGUGUAGUGAGCGGUAUACUAUAGGCUUUCCUAAAUUUUUCAGCAGCACUGAAAGGAUCAGGGAUCGGGUCUAGAUGAGUGGGGUGGAAGGAAUGCUAGUAGGUAUCUGAGAGGAUGUUACUGAUCCAGCAUUUGCCUGUUGCUAUGAGCAAGCCUGAAAAAUUCAAAACUUAUAGCAGGUCAGGCGGCAGUUGGUCUCAAACCUGGACCUUCUGAAUGCGUGGUAGAUGCGUCACCGCAGAGCCACUUCGAGCGGUUGCUAAUAUGGCGAAAGAGAUGUUUUUAUAUCACGGGAUGUCUUCUCCAUUCCUUCUCACCCCCCUGCUCUUAGUCGAAAUGGACACGUCCAAGGAAGAAGGUCGUAGCUGUCAACAAGUCCAUUUUAAAUUAUUACCGCCGUAGAAUUCAGAAUUUUUGUAAAAUUUAACAAGACAUCUUCAUUUAAAUUCGAAUCUGAAAACUAAGUUUAUUGGGAGCAGAAAAGAAACAAUGUUAUACUCUGUACAGUGCAGUCAGCAAAUUGUGACAUACUUUUCGUCCCUACUUACAGAUUUUAUUGACUAACACUUUUUUGUAGCGAUUAUGGACUGGAGUACUAUGGUCAAAUGACAAAUAUGUUGUACGUGUGAAUUAUUUUGAUUAUUUUCAUUGUUGAUUUAUUUUUUUUUAAAGCUUCAUGGGGUGUCACAAUUAAACCACAAAUGUACCUUUGGGUUAUAAUUGUAACAGUCGACUAAAUUUUGUAUUAGGAUGUAUUAUGACGAUUUAUUUUAAUAGUGAUUUAUUAGAAGUCGCAAUAAAACGAAUAUUUUUUUAUCGUGUCACAAAUAAAACUUAGUUUUCCAGGAGAGCAUUUUUAAAAUAUUCAUUUUAGACCGUGGACUAUGGACGUAGGUAGCUAAAAAUGGGCUAGUUUUCUUAUUUUAAAAUAUACGUCAAAAUGCAAAAUACCAGACGAUGCGUCGCAAAAUUUCAAGUCACUUAACAUUAUUACCUAAAAUUUGGCCAAUUUGGACUUAACAUAGUCUGGCUCCGAGGUACAAUAAAUAAACACAUAUUUCUUUAAACAUUUGAACGAUUUUGAACUUAUAUAAAAAUAAAAUGGCUACAUAAGGUACACUGGAAUGAACUAAAACGAAAAUUUACCUUUGUUUUCAUGGAAGAGUUAUAAGAAAAUAUAAAAAUAAUGAAAAGUAAAAAUUAUAAAUAAUAUUAUUGAACAGCAAGGCCAUUAAAUUGUACACAUAAAAAUAACUUACUGCGCCGUUCUUCGAUAGGAGUAGGUAUAAUUUGCAGUGCAUCCUCUGUACUGAUAGUAUCGAGAUGUGGAACAUUUGGUCAAAUAAAAUAUUCACCUUCCUAUCUUAGAAAUGUUACCUUGACGGUAUCAUCUGACUUAACUUCUAAAACUUUUCCUACAUAUACGUGGCUAUAAUUCAUGAACCGGCCUUUACAGAAUGGUCAAACUGAUAACUCUCAUUUUCUUUUUCAGCUUCUACAUUCUUCAUUCAAACUACUUAUACCGUCAUAUUCGUCAAUGCCAUCCCUAUGUUGUCUCAUACUCCAAUUCGGAAUCACUGCUUUCGCUUUCUAUCAAUCUAUCAAUCUAUUUUUUUGCGUUUUAAAACUGUUUUCUGUUUUCUAGUAGCCACCGAUUCCUUAAGUUGCUUUAGAUAAAUCGUCUCUGGUGAUAAAAUCUGCGUAGUUACUGUUUAAAACUUUUUUCUUUUUUAUUGGUACGUUAGUUGACCUUACUAUUUUUUUUAACAAGAGUUCUUGAAAAAAAAUACGUUUUUCUUCACUCUGCUUAUUAGAUUCAGUUGUAUCUGUGGAUGUGGACGCACGAGCGGGUUCCGUGGCACUUGUUUCAUUAAUCUUCUCUUGCUGCUGAGAUUCUUUAUAUCUGGACUGAUCUGAUAUGGCAUCAGUUGACACAAAGUUGGAAGUCUUAAACGCUUUCCGGUUAAUAGGACUUUUGUUGGGCAUAGACUCGUUGUAAAGGUCAGUGACUUGAAAAGAUUUUUUUAUUAAAGAUUCUGACAAGCUGCUCCAGACUUUUCCUACUAGAAUAGAAAAUUUUGCCUUGCUCAUUGCUAUAUCAUAAUGUGCUCUUUGCCAUUCUGAUACUUUUUUAGCCCACUUUUUCUUAAAAGCUCCGAAUGGUACUGCGUCGAGCGGCUGCAAUACAUAUAAAAUCAAUGGAUAGAUGCGAUGAAUGCCCAUAAAAUAAGAGCAAGAGGGGGCGUUCUUUUGGGCAGUAUUUCAAAAAAUGAUUCUUGAACCAGGAAUAAAAUGCAUUUUCUGUCAUCCAACCAUGUGGUGUACCCGGUGUUUGGAAAUGCAUCUUCUGGCAUUCAUGAGUCCCAGAUAUUUUUGGUCUUGUACAAUAUAAAUGGUGGAAAUUUGUCAGCACAAGUUGAUACUCAAAAUAUUAUUGAAGUAUUGCUUCUUCCCGUGCCAUGCGUAUGUCUAAAUACUGGCUUUUUUCUUGGGGCAACCAGUUUGAUGUUUGAAGGAUCACUGCAUAGGAAUGUUUCGUUCAGAUUAAAAAUUAAUUGUGGGCCGUCAAGCAAUUUUAAAUCCUUAACAGUUUCUUCAUACAGGUCAAAAAAUCCAUUUAUAACUUCAGCAGUAGUUUGUUCCCUACUAAUGCUUUACCUCUUAAUAGGUUUCUUGCAUGAUAAGUGAUGUCUCUUGCAAAACCCAAUAAACCAGUCUUUUUUUGGUACUCCUUUUACAAAAAUUGUUUUUAUAUUGUUUUGGUUUACCAAAACACCUACAGUAUUUAACAAUUCCUUUUGAGAGAGUCCAAAUCCCCAAUUAUUCAUUGUCUCUAAUGUUGAGCUAAUUCUGCUUCUGUUGCUUGAGGAAGAUCUGCCACUAUACCAGGACGAUCUCUUUUUGAAGCUGGCCUGUUUUUCCAUCUUUUGCAUCUAGCAAUCAACGUGCUUCGCGAAAUAUGAUAUAAUUGUGAAGCUUUUUUAUAAGACAGCUCGCUAUUGUUAACUGCUGCUAUAUUGCAUUAUUUAGAUCACUAUUAUUGUAAGAUUUGCUUUUUGGGCGUUGCCUUUGGUUAUUCAUUGUGAAAUUAUGAAAAAAAAAAAAGAUCGAUGAUAAAUAGCUCACUGAAAACAAAAGUUUGAUAAUGUCACAAAUAAACACCGUAAAAAAUCACAAUUGUGCAGUGUUUUUGUGACACCUACGAAAACACUGGUCUGGUUAGAGUUGAGGUUAAGCAGUAUAAAAUAUUAACAUUGUCAUCUUUGUAUUCCAUAACAAUGAAAAUAAUUAAAUUCCAACUACUACUAUUUUACACAAAGUCAAUUUGAAACACUUUUAACUUGAAUUAUUGAAAUUAUUAUAUUUACCUGAUUUGCAUACGACCUUCGGCGGUGCACCCGAUGGCGGCUAAAUUUCACAGUAAAUGCGCAGCCGGUAAGGUUGAAGGGCGGCAUUGCCGGACCCUCGAUAUGUAACCGAUCCAUAGAACAAUCGCAAUAUGUCACACUUAGCCGUCCGUCACAAUUAGCAGAGUGCACUGUACAAAAAAUUUUUGUUUUCCAUGUGAUUAGGUGGUGUUUUAUGUUUUGAAUGACAACAUUUUUCCCUUUAAAAAGUACCUACAAUAUAAGAAAAAAUAAAAGCAAAUAUAAGCAAAUAAAAACAUGGUUUUGAGUAGUUCCAGUUUCAGGUACAGAUAGCACUGCAAUCUCAAUUUCAGAUCCCAAAAAACCUUACUUACCUAAGUAUUACCAAAUGAAAUUUGGACAAUCUAAUUUUAAUUCUGUUUGUUUUAGAUAGGUACAUUAUUUUUGUGUAGCUACGUAUUUUCUUGUUAUCGUUAAUAUUAGUUUUUUAUAAAGCAUGUUAUUGAUAAGAAUAUGUAUUAAACAGCCAAAGGUAAAUUAUUGUUAAACAUUUGAACAUAUAAAAUAAAAACUGUUUGUCAAUAAAAUAGUUAUUUUAGUAUCAAUAUCAUUGUAGUUUAAGAAAAAGUGGUCGAAAGGGGUAAUAGAACCUUUUGAACGAAAUACAUAUGUAUAUAUUUGUAAAACGUUAUCUACGAUGACGGUACCCUUUUUCUUAAAAUAUAAUUCCAGUUAAAAUAACUUAGAUUGUUUAAAUUUAACUGCAGAAACCCGCCUUUUGUAAUCUCGAAUGUUUGGAAUUUAUGUUACUUUUAUUGGUACUUAAAUAAAUUAUUAGGCGAGCGACAUGUUUUCCGCUUUAGAACAGAAAAGUCGACAAACGGCAACAGAUCGUGGAAAAUGUCAUCUCGCAGCUAAAAUUUCAAACCGCAAAAGCGUAAUAGUGAUCGUUAUAUAAAAGUUAACAUUUUUAAAUUAUAUGAACUAUAUGUAAAAUAUUUUGUUAAAAAAUGUGGAUUUAUAGAAGUUUCAUGUUUCAAUUUUUGUUUCUUUUACAAAAUCUACAUAAUUAAAGUAAAAACGUAUGUUUAAUACCUAAUAAUUGUCAAUGUUAUAAUUUCUUUGCUUCUAUCUUUCAACUUUACUUGUAAUUGUAAUCCACGUUUUAUGUAUGAUAUCCAUAUUUUGUAUAUUGUAAAAUAAAUAUUUG